Penicillium expansum is the source of this 756-nucleotide messenger RNA. RefSeq lists its product as uncharacterized. The coding region runs from base 1 to 756 and encodes 251 amino acids. The record is from RefSeq and is a predicted model, not a curated record. The transcript has a single exon. NCBI's taxonomy places the organism in Eukaryota, Fungi, Ascomycota, Eurotiomycetes, Eurotiales, Aspergillaceae.
AUGGCAGCCAUUUCAUCUUUCCGGUACUCAACAGGCAAGAUCGCCACCGCCGAGGCAGCCAAGUCGUUUUCGUGGGAGGCACCUGUACCAGUAAAUCGUUUCUGGGACAGUUUCAGUUACUCUACUGCCCGGAAUUUUCUGGGCAACUUUUCGGAUAACGAAUUGGAACAGCUAGCUGCCGACCCUGCGGGAAUGAACCCCGACGAUACCGCAGAUCAGCAAAAAAAGCUUCAGCUUCUCCUUCAACUACUCCAGGACAAGUUGGCAAAGGAAGAAGCGGCCACUUCGCCCCCUCAGUCACUCUAUAAAGUCGAUUACGAACAGUGGAAUAAGCUGUGGCAGGGAAUAUAUAUACUCGAGGAUGAAUUGGAUCUACCGCAGGCCGAGGAAACUGUCCGCAUGCUAGUGGAGAAAAGGCCGGAUACAUCGAACGUUGUCCCUCCCCAUAUGCUGGCAGAUCACCUUGUCAAGGUUGGGAAAUAUAAGGAGGCGGAGGAAGUUGUGCUGCCGGUUUGUGAGUGGAUGGAUGCUCAGGCAAAGCUUGGAAAAGGCUCUCCGCAAGCCCUCAGCGCUCGCAGGACUAUCACAAGAGCCUUAUGGGGCCAGGGUCCCUCACGACGAUCUGAGGCCGAGGCGCUAGUUGUCGAGAUCCGUGAACUUGUUGAUGGCAUGGGCGGAAGCAAGUUUGAAAUUUACCAGGAAGAGGAGAUGGGGCUUUACAAGGAAAUGGUAGCUGGUCUGAAGCACGAGAUUUAG